GCUGAGCUGCUCCGCUCCCUGGCAUGUUCGCUCUCUCGCGCGAGCAAGCAGCGUCGGCGGGGCCGAGGCGCGUCUACGACCGAAACGCUGGGGCCAAGCAUCGGAGGAGGCACUGGCAGCUGCGUCGUCGUUCGUUGUUGUCUGGCAACAGGGCAUCCUCUUGACCCUGCUCUCUGCCCAGCUUAAUAAUAGCCAUGCUCGCUGCGACAGAGAGAACCUCCUUCCAUUCCCACCCUCGAAACGGCCCUACAUCGCCUGCCUGCCUGCCUUGCCACUGAUUGCGGACUCCUCUGCGGGGGUACACGACCUGCAUCCCGCCUCGCACUCGGCCACCCCACCCACAGCCCUCCCCCAUUGCCUGCCUGCCUGCCUGCCUCGCAACUUUUAACCCCUUCCUGAUCAACUCUCGUCCACGCCAUCCACUCCCACCACCACCGCCAGCACCAUGUCGUCCCAGCAGCCACAGGCUAGCUCGAGCAAGAAGGCGCUCACGCUCUGUCUCUUCCAGUCGAUGGCGGGCGUCAUCUUCGGAUGGGGCAACUCGUCUGGUUCGGGCCUGUUCAACAUGCACGCCUACAAGCGCCGCUUUGGAACUGAGCAGCACAACGGCGAGUGGGCUCUGUCCACCAUGCGCCAGUCGUCCUUCACCGGUCUCCUGUGUCUCGGUGCACUUGUCGGAGCCGUCUCCGCCGGUGCCAUCUCGGAAAGGAUCGGCCUCCGUGUCACCUGUAUCGCCUUUAUCGUCCUCCACAUGAUCGGAUCCGCCAUCGAGACCUCUGCCAUCAACUUCAAGCAGGUCUACUGUGCUCGUGUUCUCCUCGGCCUCGGUAUCGGCGCCACGUCGGGCCUCGUGCCAGUGUACCAGGCCGAGGCUGCGCCUCCCCGCUGGCGAGGCCUCGUUACUGGCUCGUACCAGGUGUGCGUGACCCUCGGUAUCUGGGGCGUGGCCAUGUGCUCGUGGGGCAUGAGCCACUACAUGGGCAACGUGUCGUGGGAGCUCACUGUCGGCCUCGCGAUGGCGUACGACCUCGGCCUGCUCAUCGGUUUCUCGCUCCUCCCCGAGUCGCCCCGCUUCCUCGCAAAGAAGGGCAAGUGGGACCAGUGCCGCAAGAACCUCGCCAACUUCCGCUCCCUCCCCAUCGACCAUCCGGCCAUCGAAAACGAAAUGGAGAUCAUCAGGCAGAAGACAGCCGAGGACGCCGCACGCGGUAACCCUACCUGGGCCGAGUGCUUCUCCACCCGCGACCGUAUCCUGUGGCGUGUCAUGAUCGGCGUGUUUGUCCAGGUCGGCCAGCAGCUCACGGGUAUCAACUUCUUCUUCUCGUACGGCCAGCAGUUCGCCGCCACGGCCGGCAUCCACAACCCCUACAUCUUCCAGAUCAUCCUCGCGUCCGUCAACGUCGCCUUUGGCUUUGUCGGCAUGAUCGCCGUCGAGAAGGCUGGUCGUCGCCCAGUCCUCCUCGUCGGCGGCACCUGCAUGUUCAUUGGCCAGAUUGUCGUCGGCUCCGUGUCCAAGGCGCACCCGCACUCCAAGCAGGCCGGCGACGUCCUUAUCGCGUUCACGUGUCUCUUCAUCGCCGCGUUCGCCGCGUCGUGGGGUCCCGUCGCGUGGGUCGUCUGCGGUGAGACCUUCCCCAUCCGCCUCGCCAACCGCUGUGUGACCAUGGGCACCGGUGCCAACUGGCUCAUGUCGCUCGUCAUCGCGUUCGCCGCCCCCCAGAUCCAGAACAAGAUCGGUACCGGCAUCUGCUUUGUGUGGGCUGGCUGCCUCCUCCUCGACCUGCUCUUCUGCUUCUUCUGCAUCCCCGAGACCAAGGGUCUGACGAUCGACGAGAUCGACGCCCUCUACCUCUCCAAAACGCCAGCCUUCCUCUCGUCCAAGUUUGUCGCCAAGCAGCAGGCCGAGCAGGCCCGCAUCGAGGAGAAGCCCCACGCCCAGCAGCGCGAGGUCCAGCCCGCCGCCGGCGCCGAGCCCUCGUCGUCCAACGCCUCGGUCCACACCGUUAUUGGCGAGGGCGCCCCCGCAGCCAAGAAGGAGCGUCGCUCAGAGGAGGUGUAAGCAAGCACACACAAGCAUCACGUCAUAUCCAUCAUACCCCUAAUGAUACCCACCAAUGCAUAAUGUACAUGGCGACGUCACUCUUCGCUUGUCUGGGGCAGGGCCUUGCCCUGGGGCUGGGGCUCCCGCACCAAGAACCGGAACGUGUAGCUGCCCCACUUCUUGCCCUCGUGUGCCUUUGUCGCGUACGCGUCCAGGUCGACAGUGACGGCGUUGACGACCUUGUAGCCGUGCUUUUCGAACGCGCGCACGCCGCCUGCGUGGUCGCUCAGGUGGACCCACGAGCGCGCUCCGUACCUGUCCGCCUGGGCCGCCGCCCAGCCGAUCAUGGCCGAGCCGGCCCCACGGGCCUGCGUGGCGGGGUCGACCGAGAUACCGGUACAGAAGAAG
Messenger RNA from Vanrija pseudolonga, 2449 nucleotides. Its product is annotated as High-affinity glucose transporter HXT2. Gene Ontology annotation, biological process: carbohydrate transport; transmembrane transport. The coding region runs from base 446 to 2059 and encodes 537 amino acids. Gene Ontology annotation, cellular component: plasma membrane. Gene Ontology annotation, molecular function: carbohydrate:proton symporter activity. NCBI's taxonomy places the organism in Eukaryota, Fungi, Basidiomycota, Tremellomycetes, Trichosporonales, Trichosporonaceae. The record is from RefSeq and is a predicted model, not a curated record. The transcript is spliced from 3 exons.